Molecule: messenger RNA, 1098 nt
Organism: Adineta steineri
Lineage: Eukaryota; Metazoa; Rotifera; Eurotatoria; Adinetida; Adinetidae
Source: the annotation of a GenBank genome assembly
AUGGCUACACCACCACCCGUAUCUACUAUUAGAUCUACUGAUCUAUCAUUACAAAAUGAUGAGAUUCAAACUGAUGAUAAUGUAUCAACCCCAUCAUCAUUAUUACAAUCAGCUGAACGUCUUAUUGCACCAAUUCAAACACCAUUACCAGCUGGAACACCUGUUCAACAACAACCAACGGGUGGAUUUACUUCAACAUUUAAUUCAGCAAAUCCAACAUUUGCUGUAUUAAAAGCAACAGCACUUCAACAAGCUUUAGGACAUCCAAUGGCAUAUGCACGUGCAUUAAUGCAGAUGGGUUAUGAACCAUUACCUGCAGCUCGAGGAAAAACUUUAUUUGGAAAAGAAGCUAUAUUUUAUCCAAAUGUGUUCCGUUAUUUAAAAUAUAUUUAUAAUAUUGAUGGUUUUACUGGUUUAUAUCGUGGAUUUGGUUGUUCACUUUUAUCUAAAAUGGUUUGUUGGUAUACAACAACAAAAGUUGAUCAACUUCUUGGUCCAGUUGAACCUGUUGUACCAAAUGAUCAAACAAAAGUAACAUGGGAUAAAUGUAUAAAGAAAACUGUAAGAGAAGUACGAUGUCAAUCAUGGGGAAUAUUAAUUUCACAUCCAUUUCAAGUUAUGGCAAUAAGAUGUAUGGGACAAUUUAUCGGUCGUGAAAAAGCUUAUUCAUCAAUCAAUAUUUUUCAAAAUUUUCAAGAAAUUUAUGAUCGACAAGGAAUUGGCGGAUUUUUUGUUGGGCUUAUUCCUCGGUGGUUAUUGGAAAUAGCAACAAUUGUUAUAUCAAAUGUUCUUAUUCAUAUGCUUAAAACACAAUUACCAUCACAAACUGAAAUGGUGCCAAUGUAUGAAUAUAUGGCUGCUUUUGUUGCUCAAACUGUUACUUAUCCAUUAAGUGUUGUAACAACAGUAACAGCAAUAAAUCGAAGUGGUCUUCGAGCUGGUAUGGUACCUAUAACACCUAUUUAUGCUAAUUGGCAAGAUGCAUAUAAUAAAUUAGGCAGAAGUGAACAAUUAAAACGAGGUUCUGGCUUUUUCAAUCGUGCUGCUUUUGGAACUGUUGGUAUUCCUACACCUGGCACACCAAUCCCGAAUGCUUAG